UCUGUACAUGGCCCGGUGCUGGAAGGGCAGGGAACAACCGAUGUUGCUAUUUUGAAUAGAUUUUUCUUCCCCCCCCCCAUUUUUAUUUUUGCACAGAGAGUCUCAUGUCUAAUAUUUAGACAUGAUGAGCUUUGUGCAAAAAGUAACUUUGCUCAUUCUUGCCGUGUUUCAACCCUCAGUUAUUUUGGCACAACAAGACGCUCCAGGAGGAUGUACCCAUCUUGGGCAGGUUUAUGCUGACAGGGAUGUUUGGAAACCAGAGCCAUGCCAAAUCUGUGUGUGCGACUCGGGAUCUGUUCUCUGCGAUGAUAUCAUCUGUGACGACCAGGAGCUGGACUGUCCCAACCCAGAGAUUCCCUUUGGAGAGUGCUGUCCAGUUUGUCCACAAACAACGCCACAACCUACAAGA
Fulmarus glacialis (Northern fulmar) is the source of this 409-nucleotide messenger RNA. Its product is annotated as collagen alpha-1(III) chain-like. Gene Ontology annotation, molecular function: protein binding. The annotation marks the transcript as partial. Lineage: Eukaryota; Metazoa; Chordata; Aves; Procellariiformes; Procellariidae. The record is from RefSeq and is a predicted model, not a curated record. The transcript has 3 exons.